Nicotiana attenuata is the source of this 1268-nucleotide messenger RNA. Its product is annotated as histone-lysine N-methyltransferase ASHH3-like. The record is from RefSeq and is a predicted model, not a curated record. Gene Ontology annotation, cellular component: chromatin; nucleus. NCBI's taxonomy places the organism in Eukaryota, Viridiplantae, Streptophyta, Magnoliopsida, Solanales, Solanaceae. Gene Ontology annotation, molecular function: histone H3K36 methyltransferase activity; protein binding. Gene Ontology annotation, biological process: regulation of DNA-templated transcription.
CGUUCAGUUGAUGCCACUUAUAAAUCGUCAAUAAAAACGCAUUGAAUGCGCCUUUCUAUAAAUAUCACUUUCUAUAAAAUUCAUUAUAUUUUUUAUAAAUGCAUUUUAUUUUUAAAAAGUGCACAUUUUGGGCAAUUUUUUUGAAACGUCUCUCUCUCUCUCUUCCCUGCUGCGUCGAACACUUACUUCUCCGGCACUCGCCGCCGACCACCAUUUUCCACCGGAAACGGUGCAAUGCUAACAUAACUUGGAAGAUCAAUAAUUGGCUAAACGAUCAUUUUCUAAGAUCAGCUUUUCUUAGGUAUCCUGAAGAAAUACUUAGUGUGCAGGCUAUAGCAACUGGUUUUUGCUACUACUGAAUGAUUGAACCCAUGCCUGCUAUGAAGAAGAGUGCUGUCCAUGGUGGGAUUGGGCAUGUAUUCAACAAAUUGACAAGCGAAAUUGGAGAUCCUGUUGACUUUGAACUUCCAGAUUGGUUGAAUAAAUGGCAACCCACACCCUUUACCUAUAUAAAGCGUAAUAUAUACCUCACCAAGAAGGUUAAGCGGCGGCUGGAAGAUGAUGGCAUAUUUUGUUCCUGCAGUUCAACAGCAGGAUCUUCGGACGUGUGCGGCAGGGAUUGUCUGUGUAGCAUUUUAUGGUCUAGCUGCUCCUCAGGGUGUAAAUGUGGGAGUGCUUGUCUUAACAAACCAUUCCAUCUACGUCCUGUGAAGAAGAUGAAAAUAGUUAUGACUGAUAAAUGUGGCAGUGGGAUUGAGGCAGGUGAAGAUAUCAAGAGAAAAGAUUUUGUUAUAGAAUAUGUUGGAGAAGUUAUUGAUGACAAAACAUGUGAAGAGAGACUUUGGAAAAUGAAGCAUAGUGGGGAAACAAACUUUUACUUGUGUGAGAUCAAUCGGGAUAUGGUGAUUGAUGCCACUUACAAGGGCAACAAAUCCCGAUACAUUAAUCAUAGCUGUUGUCCAAAUACUGAGAUGCAGAAAUGGUUGAUGGAUGGUGAGACAAGAAUUGGCAUAUUUGCGACACGUGACAUUAAAAAGGGCGAGCAUCUGACCUACGAUUAUCAGUUCGUUCAAUUUGGUGCAGAUCAAGAUUGCCACUGUGGUGCUGUAAAAUGUAGGCGAAAGCUGGGAAUUAAACCUAAAAAACGAAAACUUUCCUCUUCAGAUGCUGCAUUAAAGUUAGUGGCAUGUCAAGUUGCUGCGUCCUCUCCCAAAGUGAAAGCAUUGCUAUCUCUAAAACAUGUGUUGUAUCUCUACUCUGUUCUAUGA